AUGGGCAAAUUCAAUGCGUCUAAGCAUAGUGCUUCCAUCAUAUCUUCGGCGGCCAACCCAAAAUCGACCUCCACAAGCACGGGGACAAAUAGAUCCUCGGUCUUGAAGUCGUCAUUCUGCCCCUCUCUCUUCCAGCUCUCUCUCUUUGCUUCCGUCAUACACGGACUUGGAUCCGAAAUCUUGCGGAUACAUGACACAACCACAGGUCGCCUCCAAUGCGAACACAGUCUUGACCCUGAAGCAUCAAUUACAUGUGUCGAUUGGGGUCGUUAUGGUGGGCCUCGUCAUAGCAAACAGCAUGGAGAGGUGCCGAAGAAGCGGAAACAUACAGAGCUGCAGGAUAGCACAGCGGAAGGCAUUGAGGACGAGAGGAUCGUGGUAGCAUACGGUACAAACAGGUCUCAGAUCAACUUCUAUUCGCCACUCGAGGGGAAGACCGUGGGCACGCUCAAAGGCGGGCAUACUCAAGGUAUCCAGGAUUUCAAGUUCGGUGAUCCACAAAGACCCCAACAAGCGUGGAGUAUUGGGGGCGACUCGAAGAUCGUUCAGUGGGACUUAGCUUCAAGCCGUGCUCUCCGCAUUGUGAGCUUGCCUCAUGGCCCAGCAUCUGCAAUACAACCCACUCCAUCAGGCACUAUAUGCGCUUCUCAUGCAGCCUAUAUUCUGAAGCCGGACUCGAAAGGGAAACCACCAACGUUUAGCGCUUCCACAAAUGCCGUACGUUGGCUCAUCGCACGAACGAAUCGAACAAUUGGCAAGCAGAUGUUCUUGACCGCAGCCGAGAAUGAUCAUUUUAUGAGUGUCUUUGAGGAGACCUCAGCCACCAUAGUUGGCUCUUUGCGCACCCAAGCCGAAGUUUUGCAGGCCGAACUCUUCCAGGCCCCUUCCCCAAAAGAUCUCGCACAACGAAAGUCUAUUGAAGAAUUUUCCAAGCCUAGCGAAGCCGUCGUAAUAGUUAACAAGGACGGGAUUGCCGAGAUAUUUACGAGUGCUUUCGAUUUUGGAAGUCAUGGAUUGCAGAACAAGGCGGAGGGUACGAAAGCCAGGUUCAAGCAGCGUAGUCGAAAAUCAGACACGCAAAUUAGACUAGUGAGACCAGACAAGAAAUCUAGCCAAGUCUUAUUGAUUAAUGCUUCCUUUCGAGAGAAUCAUAUCAUUACAGCUUCUGUCGAGGGUGGCGUCAACGUAACAUUCGAUAUGUUUCAAUGGCGCGACGAAGUGACAGACCGACUGCUAUUGAAAGACAACAUCGAAAUCAGCAAGAAAGGCAGCGGUUCUGAGACGCAUGGCCUAGAAAUGAAUGGCAUGAAAGACAUGGGCAAGACUCACCUUGACGAAUCACGUGCAAUUGUAGUGAAUGGCUCGAGCAAAGAUGCGGUGCUGUCAGACGAAGAGGGACUAGAGGUUAUCGACAUUUCUAGUGCUGAGGAGGAAAGUGACUCCUCAACGAACGAGGCGACCGCUGCGCCACAAGAAGAUGCCACUACAGCGUCUACGCUAGCUCACAAAGACAUUGAUAUGAAGGAUGCUUCUGAUGACGACAAGGGCGAAGAUGAAAAUGUACCUUCAGGUGCAGAUGAGCCGUCAUUCGGCGAAUUGCUUCGGGCGAACGCCCCUGACGCCGUCGAUGUUCAAGCGUCAUUCCCAGACCCUAAUGCUCAGAGUCUGGUGCCAGUAGCGGAAAGAGGGCUUCAGAAUCUUCCACAUGGCAUGUCUCUUGGAACAGUGCUUACACAAUCGCUCCGGACGAACGACAGAGAUCUGUUGGAGACGUGCUUCCUCAAUAAAGAUCUUAGCAUCGUUCGAGCUACGAUCGAGCGGCUUGAUUCCUCCUUCGCUCCCGCCUUGUUACAAAGGCUAGCAGAGCGGUUGCACAGUCGCCCCGGACGCGCAGGAAGCCUUAUGGUGUGGAUUCAAUGGACAUUAGUUGCUCAUGGUGGGUAUCUCGCUAGCCAACCUGAAGUCAUGAAGAACUUAGCGUCACUCCACCGAGUGGUCAAGCAGCGAGCCAGCAGUCUUCAAUCCUUACUCUCACUGAAGGGCAAGUUAGAUAUGUUGGAAGCCCAGAUGAAUCUACGAAAGCGCAUGCACGCAAGACAUCAAUUCAACGAUGAGGAUAAUGAAGAGGCAGUUGUCUAUGUUGAGGGCCAAGAUGAAUCCGACUCAGAUGAAAACAGUGAAGGCGAAGACGCGAGUGACGAUGAAGUUGAGACACAGCGACGAGCUGCGAGAGCGAAACAAAGAAAUCUGCCGGCAGCAGACUUGGGGGGAGAUGAUUCUGGUCAAGAAAUGCCCAUGAUCAAUGGCAAUCCUGAGGACUCUGAUGAUGAAGCAAGUAAUGACGAAGAUGAGAACAUGUUUGAUGAAGAAGCCUCUUCGACAGACCAAGACUCAGGUGAUGAGCUGCAGGAUGGUAUAGAUCAUGACGACAUAGACACGGACUCUAGUGAUGGCGAAGCAUCGCCUCAGCCCAAGAAGCUCUCAACAUCAUCAAAGCGGAGUCAAUUACGGUAA
Molecule: messenger RNA, 2514 nt
Organism: Bacidia gigantensis
Lineage: Eukaryota; Fungi; Ascomycota; Lecanoromycetes; Lecanorales; Ramalinaceae
Exons: 2
Coding region: 1-2514 (837 amino acids)
Biological process (GO): maturation of SSU-rRNA from tricistronic rRNA transcript (SSU-rRNA, 5.8S rRNA, LSU-rRNA)
Cellular component (GO): nucleolus
Molecular function (GO): protein binding
Source: RefSeq, a predicted model, not a curated record